Molecule: messenger RNA, 6754 nt
Organism: Chroicocephalus ridibundus (black-headed gull)
Lineage: Eukaryota; Metazoa; Chordata; Aves; Charadriiformes; Laridae
Gene: SLC45A4
Product: solute carrier family 45 member 4
Exons: 8
Coding region: 991-3354 (787 amino acids)
Biological process (GO): transmembrane transport
Cellular component (GO): membrane
Molecular function (GO): sucrose:proton symporter activity
Source: RefSeq, a predicted model, not a curated record
GCUGAGAAAUGCCAGGAGCAGCGGAGUCAGGAUCUGCUCAAACCAGGUGGUCUCUAUAACAGCAAGGUAGCGGCUUGAGUCAAAAAGCAUCAGCAUCCACGUUAUAAAGGCAUCUCUGGGGCUCGUAAUGGUACCCUUCACGUGCCCUCCAUCUCAUGCUGCUGAGGACGGGGUUCCUGCCUACCCCGUGGAGAUACCAUUUGCUUGCUUUUUAACACACAAACAACACGUCAACACAUUAACAACACCAAAGCUAGAAGAGAAACUUCCUCUCCCUGUGAAAUUCACCCCAGAAAAUCCUGAGUUGUAAAGCAGAGGAACUUGUAGACGAACACUUUACCUCUGGGUCGCAAACCAUCACAUAUAUUAGGAGGGAAUUUUCAUUAUAUUUUUUUUUCCUUGCCUGAAUAUAUGCUGAUCUCAUUCAUCUUGGGAAAAGCACAGGGUGUUCUCAUCCAGGCUAUACCUGGCAAGCUGCAUACGCUGUGACAGAGGGAGCGAACUUCUGAGCAAGAUCUGCAGUGGCUGCCGCCGGCUUUCUUGUGGCUUAUUUCUUGAGCGAGAGGCCGCCUUCUUCACCUGGCAUUCUUGAGAGAGAUGAAGGAUUAAUCAGCCACUCGAUGGGGAUUAACAGUGGAGCACCUCUUUGUGUCGCCUUUCCACCUCUCUGUAGCAAGAAUAACAACUUCAGCACUUCUUCAAUAAUAAUUAUGAAACUGGUAUUAACUGAAUGGCAAUUAUGGAUUUUUAACUCUAACUCACAGUAAAUCAGCAAGCCAUAUGUUGAAAUUCCUACCAAAUAGCUUUUUGUUCUUAAUGUCUCAUAUCUAUACAAGAAGUUUCAAGAUAUCUGUUUGUACAAGAGGAAUAUAAGCAUUACUUGCCAGAGGAACAGAAGCUGAAAGAGAAGACACCCUAACUUGUUUGUGGAGUUAUGGUAGUAUUAUUUAUAUAGAUAUAUAACAAAUAUAUAUAUAUAUAUAUAUUUUUAUGGUAAUGAAAAUGGCUCCCCAGAAUGCUGACUCGGAAUCUAUGCAAGUUCAAGAUCUACCUGUAGCACAGCUUCAGAAACCAGAAAACAAGGAGAAUGAAAGUAGGGAGGAGACCAUUAGUGAAGGAUCCAUAGACCGGAUACCAAUACGCCUGUGGGUGAUGCAUGGUGCAGUAAUGUUUGGCAGGGAAUUUUGUUAUGCCAUGGAAACAGCUUUGGUAACACCCGUAUUGUUACAAAUUGGUCUUCCUGAACAGUACUACAGCCUCACUUGGUUCCUUAGCCCUAUCCUGGGCUUGAUCUUCACUCCGCUUAUAGGUUCGGCUAGUGACCGCUGCACGCUCAGCUGGGGCCGCCGGCGGCCUUUUAUUCUUGCUCUCUGCAUCGGUGCCCUCUUUGGAGUUGCACUUUUCCUUAAUGGCUCUGUUAUAGGUCUGGCUAUUGGCGAUGUCCCAAACAAGCAGCCCAUUGGUAUAGUUCUCACGGUGCUUGGUGUUGUGGUGUUGGACUUUUGCGCUGAUGCAACAGAAGGGCCGAUUCGGGCCUACUUGUUGGAUGUGGUGGACAGUGAAGAACAAGACAUGGCCCUUAACAUCCAUGCGUUUUCAGCUGGUCUAGGAGGAGCAAUCGGUUAUAUGUUAGGAGGGCUGGACUGGACACAGACCUUCUUGGGUAGUAUUUUUAAAUCUCAAGAGCAAGUCCUUUUCUUCUUUGCAGCCAUUAUUUUCUCUGUCUCCGUUGCUCUCCACCUUUUUAGCAUUGAAGAAGAGCAAUAUAACCCUCAGCAGGACAGGAUUGAUGACGAAGGAGACACACUUUCCAGUGUCAAAUUAAGCGGUAGUCUCCCCCCUCUGAAUCGACUGAAUGUAAUUAGUGAGGAAGAGCCGUAUGGAGCCUCUAUGUUCCACGACGAGGUUCAGUCAGAGCAUGAUCUCAAUAUGGAGUUCCUUGAGGUGAACAUUGUAAGAAGCAAGAGUGACUCGGUUCUGCACAUGCCCGAUGCUACGUUGGAAAUUGAAUCGGAGCUGCUUUUUCUGCAUGACAUCGAACCCUCCAUUUUUCAGGAUGCUUCGUAUCCAAACACUCCCCACAACACAAGCCAAGAGAUCAUGAAGUCCAAACUCAACCACCUGUCUGCUUUCCUCAGGGACAAUGAGAAAGAGGAAGAAAUGUUGCUCGAUAAUCGCUUAAAUGAAGAUAAAGUCCCAAACGUGAAUGGCUCUCUACCAAAAGAGUUCCUCAAUGGACACGCUAGAAUAGGCAUGAAGCAAUCUAGUACUUCAAACUCCAUGCGAAGGCGGAGGCACAUGUUCUACCGUCAGCCAUCUUACACCUUCUCGUACUAUGGCAAAAUAGGCUCUCACCGCUAUCGCUUUCGCCGGGCCAAUGCCAUCGUCUUGAUAAAGUCCUCACGCAGCAUGAACGAUAUCUACGACAUGCAGAAGCGGCAGCGACAGAGGUACAGACACAGGAAUCAGAGUGGGACGACAAAUUCAAGCGGAGACACAGAGAGCGAAGAGGGGGAAACUGAAACCACUGUCAGACUCUUGUGGUUGUCGAUGCUAAAGAUGCCAAAGGAGCUGCUGAGACUGUGCGUCUGUCACCUCUUAACUUGGUUUUCGAUCAUUGCUGAAGCUGUGUUCUACACGGAUUUCAUGGGACAGGUCAUCUUUCAGGGCGAUCCAAAGGCCCCUUCUAACUCGACUGAGUUACAUGCCUAUAAUGCUGGAGUUCAGAUGGGAUGCUGGGGACUGGUAAUUUAUGCUGCUACUGCUGCCGUUUGUUCGGCCUUGUUGCAGAAAUAUUUGGACAACUAUGACCUUAGUAUAAAAGUGAUCUACAUCCUGGGCACGCUGGGUUUUUCCCUUGGCACUGCAGUGAUGGCUAUGUUCCCCAACGUCUACGUCACCAUGAUAAUGAUCAGCACUAUGGGAAUAGUCUCUAUGAGUAUCUCCUACUGCCCCUACGCGCUUUUGGGACAAUACCAUGAUAUUAAACAGUACAUUCACCAUAGCCCUGGGAAUUCAAAGCGAGGAUUUGGCAUAGACUGCGCUAUUCUGUCAUGUCAGGUUUACAUCUCCCAGAUCCUGGUGGCCUCUGCGCUCGGUGGUGUGGUGGAUGCGGUUGGCACAGUCAGAGUCAUUCCCAUGGUGGCUUCAGUGGGAUCCUUCCUGGGUUUUUUGACAGCUACCUUCUUGGUGAUUUACCCCGAAGUCAAUGAAGAGCCAAAGGAAGAACAGAAAGGACUAGGUCCUCCGGAAACAACCGAGGGCAACGGCACGAGCGCCGAGAAGCCGACGGUGCUGAAGCUCACGCGUAAAGGAGCUGCCGCGGCGGAGCCGGAGAGCGAGUCAGCCGUGUGAGGCCGUCGCUGCUUGUUCACCCACAUUCCAGGGAGGGCAGGUGCAGGAUCAAGGACUUUUUUCUCCCCCCCCCCCGCCCCCAGGGAAAAAAAAAAUUAGGAUCUUCACUACUUGUAGCUAAAAUUACAGAAGAAAAGUUUCCUGCAAAAGUGUAAAUGAAAUUCUGUAGUCCUUAAUAUAGGCUUGAACAGGUAGCUACGAUGCUAAUUGCUUUCUCUACAACUUAGAAAUGUCAUUUCUGAACACUUUUUUAUUAAGAAUACAUUUAGGUUUCGAAUAAGUUUUAUUAAUCUGCAUGAGACUCACCGUGUAUACAAUUAGCAGUUAGAAAAAUUAAGUUUUCGGCUGUUUUUAAACUAACUGAAAAUGGAAGCUAUCUCGACUUACAGUCUCUUGCUAUUUUUUGUCUGAACAUUUCAGAUUCCACUGGUGUAAUCAAAUCCGUAGACAUCUUGAUCAACUUUUUUUUUUUCAGCGGCAUGACAUUCUUGGUCUGACAGCUACAGUUCUUUAACGUUAAUUUUAGACUUUAUGAUUUUGCUAGUGCAAUUACUAGGGAAUAGUUUUAUUUGCAAUUACUUUCGAGGAGAAAAAAAAAAAAAACCAAAAGCAAAAGCAAUUACCGCGGUUUCUGAGAAACUGGCGUGAAUCCUUUGAGAGUCAUACUGUUCAACAGCUCCUCCCAAGUCUGCUGCGUGUCGGGAGAGGGUGACGCCGGGUGCCUGAUGGGAACUGUAGGUGGAAGGAGCAGCAACUGGGAGAGGUGACCAGCACUGACAGGUUGGGGUUUUUUUUUUUAUCACAAGUGCUGAAUUUUUAUGAAUGUCGUUGGAAUACGCUGUGACAAUUUUUAGCUGGGAGUUUUGUGUGCUGGUGAACUUCGGGGUGGGGGGGUGGUUUCUUGGCAUUUAAACCUGAUCAUCUCUGGAUGAAGCUGCCGUGGAGAAAAGGCGUCUCUGGGGUCAGCUUCGUGGGGGGGGAGGGGGGUGGGCAUGCGGAUUCUCUUUCGUUAGGGAAAGGAAGUCGUUGAUUAAUUGCACUUUUAAUGAUCCUUUAACCUCCUGGCUGGCAACGCAGCAGCCAAGGUAAAGGCAGGGUGUCAGUACAACAAGGUAAACCGAAGGCCUACCUCCGUCACUUUAUGGCAUAGUCUGGGUGUAUAAAAAUCUGUGUCAGAAACAGUUUUUAGGCCUUAAAAUGCAAUCCACUAGCGUGUGUUGCUGUUCCGGUCCCCACGUUGGAGGAAUCGCAGGCUGGAGCUCUUCCGAGCUGCUGUCCCAAUGUCAUCGGCGCAACCUCCGUGCCCCCUGCCUCGAUUCAGGACAUAGCUGCAGCGCUAAGACGUUUUUCCGUGAAGAGCUUGGAAGAGUCGCGUUAACCCGAUUUAAAAUCCUGUUUUGGAUGGCUAGGGGUGCGCCCCAGUCCGCGGGCAGCCAAAGCUCAGAGAUCCAGCAGCCGUUUAAAGAAACUUUGGAAACACAGCUUCCGUUUGUCGUCUCCUAAGAAGUCUUUGUGAUGCUUUUUGCUCUUUUCGCGUGGACCUCCGGGCUGCGGUCCAUCCGUGCGCUAAACCAGACAAAUCACAGCUCGUUGUCAGAUUUCUGCUGCCUCCAACUUCUCGUACUACAGUACUUUAAAAACGCAUGCGGAAAACCAUGCUGCAAUACAGUCAUUCAAAAGAAGAGUAUAUAUUUCAAAGUGAAAAGCAGUUCUUAACAAAUUACUUGAAUUGUCGAUGUAUUUAAGGAACGUGUGUGUGGGUAUGUCUGAAGCUAACGCGUGAGUCUCGGCCAGCGUCAUCGACGAAGUCCUGGCGGCGCACGCGGGUUUGAGCUGCCGGCUUUCGGUGGGUGCCCACGUCCUGGGCCGUCGCGGGUGACAAUGUUGUUUUUUCAGGCUGCUGAAAUCGCCACGCACUAAAGUACGUGUAAUCGCACAGGACUUAGUUGGGUUUGUUGGUUUGUUUUUUUUCCAAGUGUCUCAAGAAAGCCUUUUUCUUUCUUUCUUUAAAGUGAAUCUUCUUUUUUUUUUUUUAUUUAGGACACAUACUGUGAACUGUGUUCAGGCAGGGGAAUAAUACUACUGAAGAAUAUGAGACCUUAUGGAAGAAAUCAGUUGUCAGAAAUACUUUAACUGAACUUCUGCCGUGAAUCUUAUCAUCUCAGUUACAUUUAAUAUAUUCUGGUGAUGUUCGUGUAUAACAGAGAUGAGUGUUGUAUUUCACCUGAUAACUGGCAUUCGUAUAAAACACACACUGAGUUAGACAUUUUAAAGUGGCUUUAAUAUUUUAUUUGUAAAGCUCCUUGAAGACCCCGCUGUUGGUUAAACGGACGCUGUCGAGUAACUCCUUAUUUUAAUCUCUAUUUCUGGAAAGGUUCUUCUGCAAGUUUAAAAAACUCCAUCUUCUGGCCGGUGCCUUUUCCCCGCGAGCUUCCUGGAUGCGGGUGGUUUCGAAUCGCCGUUACUCCCCGUGGCACCUUCGAAAGCCGAGGUUUCUUUCGCAGCAGCAGCAGCGAGCUGAGCGAGGUCAGGCCGCAAAGAGAAGCUGAAGCUCCCUCUCGCUCCACACCCAGCGGCGGGAACGCGAAGCCGUUUCGGGGUGAGCUCCCGCACGUUUAUUCAGCUUUCUCAGUCAGGGGAAGGGUGAGGAAGGGAGGCAGGAUGUUUGGAACCCGGAGGGUUUCAAUCAAAAGCAGGGCAGGUCCGAUUUUGUCCCAGCCAGCAUUCGGCAUAGCCUCAUUUCUAAGAAUUGGAUGUUAAAAUCCCUAUUUGGAAUUUGUUUGUGGAGCUGUUUCCUUACCGUUCGUAACGCACGAAUAUGCGCGCUGCCUUGUAGCAGGAAGCUCUAUUUCACUCCCCUGUAAAGCCGAAGGAAAUAAUUAUCCAUUGUAAACGCGCCGAAGUGUUUGUAGUAUUGCCAGAAGAAUUAACUUGGGGGAGCCCCUGCCAACGUGUCUCCUCCUGUACCUCGGCCAGCCCGGGAAACCACCGCUGGCAUCCACUCCGCUCGCCGUGAGGGCUCCCGAGAGCUUGUUCUUGAAUUUGAGAGAGUUUUAUUUCUGGCCCUAGCACUUCUCAGGGUGGAGUGGGCACUGAUUUAUUUCUGCACGUGUCCCUUACCUUAUUUUUUGAUGCAGAAAUGGGUUUGGUUUUUUUUUUUUUGGUCACGAUUGAAAGGUAAAAGCAGUAAGAUUUGAUGUGUUUGUUGCAGAAGUUGUGGGAAGAGAGAGUUUGAAGGGGCUUUAUUUUAUUCCCGGAGACAAUAAGCAUCAUUUUUUGUCGGUCGGUAUCGCUGUAUGGUCAAAUUCAUCCCGCGUUCUCCAUCCCUUUGGACCUUCCCUGCAGUUGGCCUGAGGUCGAGUGGUUUCGUUCUGGUUGCUCUAGACUGUAAUCAAUUUUA